CCAUAACAUCAUGAAGGCAUUGAUCCUCGUUGGCGGCUUCGGCACGCGUCUCCGUCCCCUCACACUCACACUCCCCAAGCCUCUCGUAGAGUUCGCCAACAAGCCCAUGAUCCUCCACCAGAUCGAGGCGCUUGUCGAGGCCGGCGUGACGGAUAUCGUGCUUGCGGUCAAUUACCGCCCGGAGGUCAUGGUCAAGGUGCUCGAAAAGGUCGAGGAGCAGUAUAACAUCAAGAUCACCUUCUCCGUCGAAUCGGAGCCAUUAGGCACCGCCGGUCCCCUCGCUCUCGCCCGCGACAUCCUGGCCAAAGACGACAGCCCCUUCUUCGUGCUCAACGCGGACGUGACAUGCGCAUACCCCUUCAAGCAGCUUGCAGAGUUCCACAAGUCGCACGGGAACGAGGGCACCAUCCUCGUCACCAAAGUCGCAGAACCUUCAAAAUACGGUGUCAUCGUUUCCCAGCCCGGGUCGACCAAGAUUGACCGCUUCGUCGAGAAGCCACAGACGUUCGUCGGGAAUCGCAUCAAUGCCGGCAUGUACAUCUUCACCCCGAAGAUCCUCGACCGGAUCGAGCUCCGUCCCACGUCGAUCGAGCAGGAGAUCUUCCCCGCCAUGGCCAAAGCUGGCGAGCUGCAUACUUUCGAGCUUGACGGGUUCUGGAUGGACGUCGGGCAACCGAAGGACUACCUUUCCGGGACCUGCCUCUACCUCACCCAUCUCACGAGCACAAAGUCCAAACUCCUCACUUACCCGGAGGGCAACUCCUACAUCUACGGCGGCAACGUACUCAUCGACCCUACGGCAGAGGUGGACCCGACCGCCCUUAUCGGGCCAAACGUCGUCAUCGGCCCUGGCGCCAAGGUCGGCAAGGGUGUGCGCCUGCAACGGUGUGUCCUCCUCGCCAACGCGCGGGUCAAGGACCAUGCCUGGGUACAGAGCUCUAUCCUCGGCUGGAACUCGACCAUCGGCAAGUGGUCAAGGGUGGAGAAUAUCACCGUCCUCGGAGACGACGUGACGAUCAAGGACGAGCUGUACGUCAAUGGCGCCUCUGUCCUCCCGCACAAAUCGAUCUCGUCCUCCAUCCCCUCGCCGACUAUUGUGAUGUAACUCCUCUACGCACAGCAAGCACGGCAGGCCGUCUUCCAGCGGAAACUAGAUACUGACAUGGACUAACCUCCCCUCCCUCGCCUCCCCUCGGACUCGGACUCUAACUCUGAUUCGUUCCCUCGUUUGCUCUACUACCUGCGUUUGUGCAUCCUACACCACGUAUACCCUUGUUACUUGCUAUCAGUAGAAAUCAAGGCAUGAUAAUCAACCUUUUU
This is a messenger RNA of Dacryopinax primogenitus, 1320 nucleotides long. RefSeq names its product mannose-1-phosphate guanylyltransferase. NCBI's taxonomy places the organism in Eukaryota, Fungi, Basidiomycota, Dacrymycetes, Dacrymycetales, Dacrymycetaceae. The coding region runs from base 11 to 1105 and encodes 364 amino acids. The transcript is spliced from 5 exons. Gene Ontology annotation, biological process: GDP-mannose biosynthetic process; cell wall mannoprotein biosynthetic process. Gene Ontology annotation, cellular component: cytoplasm. The record is from RefSeq and is a predicted model, not a curated record. Gene Ontology annotation, molecular function: mannose-1-phosphate guanylyltransferase (GTP) activity; GTP binding.